Molecule: messenger RNA, 1110 nt
Organism: Lithohypha guttulata
Lineage: Eukaryota; Fungi; Ascomycota; Eurotiomycetes; Chaetothyriales; Trichomeriaceae
Exons: 2
Coding region: 1-1110 (369 amino acids)
Molecular function (GO): 2-oxoglutarate-dependent dioxygenase activity
Source: RefSeq, a predicted model, not a curated record
AUGAACGACUCAGCCGAAUUUGCACCUCAACUCUAUCCACCUUUCCCUAAAGACACAAAUCCUGUAAUACAUCUGAGCACUAUUUCUCUAUCGGAGUUGCUGGCUGGUUCUGAUGCUGAGCAAGCUAGACUGUUUGAGAUCUGUCGGACACAAGGCUUCUUCUAUCUCGACUUCAGUGGCACGAAGUCUGAAUCCCUUGUGAAAGAGGCCGAAGCUAUUGGUCGCUUGUCUGAGACGGUUUUCAAGUUACCCCUAGAGGAAAAGCAGGACAAGGAACCGAAGAAGCCAUUCUCACUACUCGGCUACAAACGUGUCGGCAAGACCAAGACCGACGACCAAGGCAUACCAGACACAGCAGAGUUCAUGAAUGUUGGCAAGGAUGACAUCCUCGAUACUCCACACCACAUUCCAACCACUCCUCCAGCUAUUGUCUUCGAAUCGGCCAACCGUGCGAUGCUCGCAAGCUUUGUUGUCGGCUGUCACGGUGUCGGUCUCGACAUUAUGUCUGUACUUGCAACGAAGACGGGCUUGCCCGAGGACGUUUUUAGUCAUAGUAAUUGUCUCAAAGCACCUUGUGAUAGCCACUGCCGCAUGAUACGUGGUCCACCAAGAAGAUCUACAGAUCUGCCAGAAAUACAAACCCCAGGUCAUACUGAUUUUGGGACAAUAACCAUUCUCUUCAAUUGGCUGGGAGGAUUGCAAGUCUGGUCCGAACCAUCACGAGGCAACUUCCACAAGCAGUUCGAGGGCGAUCAGCCAGAAGGUGGUGCUGCAGGACGAUGGCUAUGGGUAAAACCCAAGCCCGGUCAUGCUAUUGUCAAUUUAGGUGACGCUGCUGUACAGUUUACAGGUGGAAUCUUGUGCUCUGCUAGACAUCGUGUUGUGCCUGCACCAGGCGAACAGGGCCUGUGGCCGCGAUACAGUGUCGUGUACUUUGUACGACCGAACGAUGAGGUAGUGAUGAAGCGUCUACGGGGUGGUAUGGUACCUCCAUUGCCAGAAGGUGAGGAAGAAGAGGAGCUUACCGCUGCCCAACAUCAGCAGAAGAAGUUCAGAGCGAUGCAAGAAGGUGCAAGGGAAGUCAACACAGCGAAGACAGAUCGGAAUUAA